UCAUUUCACCCAGCCACCAACCCCAACCCCCAAAAACCACUCCUUUUUUUACUUCGAUUUCAUCGCCGCCGCCGCCGCCGCCGUCCGCCACAUGGAGCUCCUCGCCGGCGCCGCCUUCGCGGAGAGCGUGGACCCGUUCCCCGAGCCGUCAGCCGCGUCGGUCUGCCACCAGGGCUCGAGCCCGGCGGCCGAAGUCCAUUGCCGUCGCCCGAAGCUGAAGCCGAUCAGGUGCGCCGCCCGGUCGCCGCCGGGGACCCCGGAAGGCGGCGGGGGCCCUCGGGCGCGCGCCGGCGACGAUGGGUCGGAGGGUCCGAGCGGCGGGGCUGGGGUCGCCGACGCGGCGGAGGAGAAGCCCGGCGAGGGGGGCGGGGAGCCGGAUAGUCCGGCGCGAUUCUGGGAGGAGCCCUGGUGUUCGUCAUCAGAAGAGGGCGAUGAUGAUGCAUCGGCAAUUGUUAGAGAACCUGAUAACCGCAAGAGGAAGAGAAGUACAAGGAAGGAUCUCGAGCUCUUCAUGAAGAACAUGGUAAUGAAACUGAUUGCUAGGCAGGAGCAGAUGCACUGGGAAUUAGUCCAGAUGUUAGAGAAGAUGGAGAGGGAGAGAAUCAGUAGGGAAGAGGCUUGGCAUCGGCAGGAGAUGGAACAAAUAAAAAGGAAUGAGGAACUAAGAGCGCAAGAGACUUCUCGUAGUCUUGCCCUUAUUUCGUACAUUGAGAAACUCAUGGGCCAUCAAGUCCCUCAACAGUCAAAUAGCUUGUCCAUCGGGGAAGAUGAAGAUGAAAAUCAAGGACCAAAGGAUGUUGAGUUUGAUCCACCGAAUUCGGCAGAAAAGUGCGAUCCAAACCUGAAACAGAAUAAUGAGAGGUGGCCUGCAUCUGAAGUACAGGCUCUCAUAGCUCUCCGAGCGGCCUUGCAACCUAAGCUUCAAUCGGGGUUCAAACGCCCCAUUUGGGAAGAAAUAUCAUGUAGCAUGUCGGCUAUGGGAUACCAGAGGAGCACAAAGAAAUGCAGGGAGAAAUGGGACAACAUAAACAAGUACUUCAAGAAGUCGAUAGAGAAAGGGAAGAAUCAUUCGGCCAAUAGCAAGUCUUGCCCGUAUUUUCAUGACCUAGAUGUAUUGUACAAGGCUGGACUGAUAAAUUCAACCAAAGCCCUUGAUAGCACAAGCCACAAAGAAGAGUGCGAGCCCAGCACUGUCUAAGGUCUUCAGUAUGUUCCAAACGCUUCUGGUGGUAUUCCCAAUUUAAACAUGGCAGAUCGAAAGUCUUUUGAUUGAGGUAGAGAGCUGUUCUCUCCUGUUUUUGCACUGCCAAUCCUCCAAUCUGCGAGUUUACUGUGCUUCUUUUUCUCUGUAAAUGAAACAGUGUUUUUGUCAAGGCGCAAUGUUCUGUUGCCUUGAACCGGAUUUUGCAAAUCGAUGAAGCAGGUGACAACGUAGUGUUGGAAAUACUGUCUUUGAAUACAUUGGUUUAACUGUGAAAUGAUCCAUUUGCGAGCAUCAA
Molecule: messenger RNA, 1499 nt
Organism: Eucalyptus grandis
Lineage: Eukaryota; Viridiplantae; Streptophyta; Magnoliopsida; Myrtales; Myrtaceae
Product: trihelix transcription factor GT-2
Exons: 2
Coding region: 92-1198 (368 amino acids)
Source: RefSeq, a predicted model, not a curated record